Messenger RNA from Alternaria atra, 516 nucleotides. RefSeq lists its product as uncharacterized. The record is from RefSeq and is a predicted model, not a curated record. The transcript has 2 exons. Gene Ontology annotation, cellular component: cell wall. Lineage: Eukaryota; Fungi; Ascomycota; Dothideomycetes; Pleosporales; Pleosporaceae. Bases 1 to 516 code for a protein of 171 amino acids. Gene Ontology annotation, molecular function: structural constituent of cell wall.
AUGCGUUUCACUAUCGCCUCCGUUGCCAUCAUGGCUGGUGCUGUCGCCGCUGUUCCUCAGUACAGCGUCCAGCCCAUCUCCCAGAUCUCCGACGGUCAGAUCCAGGCUCCUCCUGCCACCAGCGCUGUCGGUUCCGCUGUCCCUCUCCCAUCGCCUACCGACGUCUCCGUCCCCGCUGGUGUCACCACUGCCCUCUCCUCCGCUGUUGGCGACAUCACAUCUACUGUCGCCGCUACUGAGUCCGUCACCUCUGUCGUUGUUGUCCCCACUGCUACCCCCAUUGCUCCCAGCGGCUCCCUGGUCACCCCCAUCGUUGGCGGAAACUCCACUGCCUCUGCCACUGGCUCCGCUGCCGUCUCUGCGUCAACCUCCUCAUCUGAGGAGUCCGCCACCUCUGGUGCCGGCAGCAGCUCCACCGAGAGCCCUUCCGCCCCCGAGUCCACUGGUGCCGCCGCCGGCAACAUGGUCUCCUUCGGUGGCCUCGUCUUCGCCAUCGGUGCCGCUGUCUUCGCAUAA